ACGUUCCAACAUGGCGGCCCUUUGUAUUGAACUGCUGCGUAGCCAGUUGAAAUUAGUGUAAAAUAAACACUAAAUUAUCAACAUAGAGAACCCCAAUGAGAUAUAAACAGCACAUUAAGCUAUCGUGGAGCUUUUGGUUUGAUAACAUGCCUUAAUGGACAACCAGAAGUUCAAUAUGGAUUAAAAACGUUCUUCAAUGUAGGAUUGAAGCAAUGCUGGGUUUUUUGACAGCAAGGCAGGCUGGUCUGGAUGACCCUCUGCGACUUAGACGUGCAGAGUCAACGAGAAGGGUCCUCAGUUUGACGCUGAAUCCUGACAGAGAUGUGGACAGAGUCCAUGGAAAUGGCAUCAAUGCCAUUGACAUUGAUGCAGUAGAGGGCAGAUACAUGUUGUCUGGUGGAGCAGACGGAGUAAUCGUCGUCUAUGACCUGGAGAACUUCAAUGGGAAACCACAGUACACCUGCAAGGCAGUUUGCACAGUUGGCAGGUCAAGUCGACAUGUGCACAAAUUCAGUGUGGAGACAGUCCAGUGGUAUCCUUAUGACACUGGCAUGUUUGUCUCCAGUUCCUUUGACAAGACCAUGAAAGUCUGGGACACUGAGACACUGAAGCCUGCUGAAGUCUUUGAGUUUGAGGGCAAUGUCUACAGCCACCACCUGUCCCCCAUCGCAAGGAAGCACAGUCUCAUUGCAGUUGGCACCAAAAACCCUAAAAUCCAGCUGUGCGACCUGAAGUCUGGUUCACGGAUUCAUGUUCUUCAGGGUCACAGAGCAGAGGUCCUGGCGGUGCGUUGGUCGCCCAGAUACGAACACAUCUUAGCCACUGCCAGUGCAGACAGCAAAGUGAAAGUAUGGGAUGUGCGUCGGGCUUCUGGUAGUCUCCUCACUCUGGACCAGCAUAAUGGAGACAAGUCAAAAGCCUCUUCUGAGGCAGUGAACACAGCUCAUAACGGCAGAGUGAAUGGCCUGUGCUUUACCGGUGAUGGCCUCCACCUCCUCACAACUGGAACUGAUGACCGUAUGAGACUAUGGAAUAGUGCCACUGGGGAAAACACACUGGUAAAUUACGGGAAGGUCUGCAACGAGAGUCGUAAAAGGCUCCAGUUCACAGUGUCCCGUGGCUGCAGCCCGGAGUUUGUGUUUGUGCCAUGCGGCAGCUCAGUCGCUGUGUAUGCCCUCCACACAGGAGAACUGGUCACGAUGCUCAGGGGCCACUACAACAACGUCGACUGCUGCGAGUUUCACACAGACUACCAGGAGCUGUAUAGUGGAGGUAAAGACUGUAACAUCCUGGCGUGGGUUCCUAUCCUUCGCACCGCAGAUGUGGAAGAAGAGUCGAACAGCGCACCAGCGAGAGCUGUGGGCCAGGCUUCGGUGAACCCUGCCUUUCAGGAUGCAUGGAGCAGCGAUGAAGAUUAACGCUGGUGUUUUGAAUGUGUUUUGAAAGAAGAUGUGGAGGUGUGUGACCAUGCAAACCAGCACACAGCCGUCACCAUUAACUUGUCAGCUCCACGGAAACGUGGGUUCAAAGAAGUGUCUCAUUUCUUUCACCAUCGCUGUCGAAGAGGAAGGCCUUAAAACUGAAAUGUGUAAAUAAUUGUUCGACUUUAUAAAUAUGCACAAUGUUAUGACAGUUUUUUGUACAUUUUAUAUAGUUUUGUUUUUAUUAUUUUUUUUUUAUUAUCAUUUGAAAGUAAAGCCCAGAAAUAAUAAAGAGCUUCAUGUUGCAAAAGG
Acanthopagrus latus (yellowfin seabream) is the source of this 1733-nucleotide messenger RNA. It is a transcript of the gene ercc8, whose product is annotated as excision repair cross-complementation group 8. Bases 213 to 1418 code for a protein of 401 amino acids. The record is from RefSeq and is a predicted model, not a curated record. Gene Ontology annotation, biological process: protein polyubiquitination; proteasome-mediated ubiquitin-dependent protein catabolic process; transcription-coupled nucleotide-excision repair. Gene Ontology annotation, molecular function: protein binding. The transcript has 13 exons. Gene Ontology annotation, cellular component: Cul4A-RING E3 ubiquitin ligase complex; nucleotide-excision repair complex. Lineage: Eukaryota; Metazoa; Chordata; Actinopteri; Spariformes; Sparidae.